Molecule: messenger RNA, 2072 nt
Organism: Sceloporus undulatus (fence lizard)
Lineage: Eukaryota; Metazoa; Chordata; Lepidosauria; Squamata; Phrynosomatidae
Product: DNA-directed RNA polymerases I and III subunit RPAC2-like
Exons: 5
Coding region: 99-464 (121 amino acids)
Biological process (GO): DNA-templated transcription
Cellular component (GO): RNA polymerase III complex; RNA polymerase I complex
Molecular function (GO): protein dimerization activity; DNA-directed RNA polymerase activity; DNA binding
Source: RefSeq, a predicted model, not a curated record
UGUCUCCCAUGAGUCUUUGCGCCUGGCUCUAGGAGGAGCAGCAGCUGCCGCAGGGGCUGACGGGAGCCUGGUCAAGUUGAGUGGCUUGUGGAAAGAAAAUGGCGGAGAGCGAAGAGCGAGCGGCGGAGGAGGAGGCGGCGAAGAAGAGGAGGCCCCGGGCGCUGCAGCUGGUACGAACUGAAGGCUCAGAUAAGAGCUGUGUCACAUUUGUGCUCCACGAUGAGGACCACACUCUUGGCAACUCCCUUCGGUACAUGAUCAUGAAAGACCCUGAAGUGGAAUUCUGCGGUUAUAGUAUCACACAUCCUUCUGAAAGCAAAAUCAACUUCCGUAUUCAGACCAAAGAUGGUGUCCCUGCUGUUGAAAUGUUCCAGAAGGGGCUAGAAGAACUCAUGGGAGUGUGCCAGCAUGUACUAACCACAUUUGAGCUAUUUUUCUGGGAAGUGUGGAGAAUUCUGGCUUAAAUCCAAAGGAGAAGAUACAUGGUAAAGAAACGUCUAACUUCUGUAGGAUUAUGGUGGAGAGAGCUUGCAAUCCUACUUCAUCGCUCUAUGCACCUGAAAGCCUGCUCUGGAGUUUGGGGAAACCCUUUGGAGCUGGUUUUUGGGCAGCAGAGAUUAAGGGAAGGAUAUCUUAUGCUGGUGGUGCAGCAGUGGAUACUGGACCUAGACUUGUUUUAAAAUGGGGUAUUCUGUAACAUGAGGAAAGUAACUUGAAAGAGAACAAUGAAACUUUUACAUCUUACUGUGAGACCCAAGAAAAGGAAUUUGUUGGCAUUCAACUUGUACAUGCUGACUGUCUGUCAAUCCGUCUUUAUUCACCAGCAGUCUGAUUUUUCUUGAGUGUUAAUGUCCCCAGUCUCCAGUCUUUUAUGGUCUCAAAAUACAUAUUUUAAUUUGUCUCUAAAAUGCAUUUGCUUAAAAAUCAAACUUGAAAUGUUUUCCUUAUUUGUCUGAGCAGCUGGUUACUGAGAUGUUUAAUAAGUCCAAGCCACAUUAAAAAAAAAUUAAUCUCUUUUUUUAAACAAGGUAGCAGGUAUUUCAAAACUGCAUUGCACUAAAAUGGAAUUAGGUUGCAAGUAGGUAGUGGGGUUGGGAGAAUGUAUCAUUUUGAGAGACUAGCUUUUAAUAAAACAAAUUUCUAGUCCUUCAGCCCACAGAUAUAGCCUCACUGUAGGGAUCAUAACUUAGUGACAGCGCAUCUGCUUUGUAUUCAGAAGGUCCCAGGUUUCAUCCCUGCAAUCUCCAGACAGGGCUGAGUAAGCCCUGUGUGAAACUCUGGAGAGCCACUGCCAGUGAGUGUAGAUAAUACUGGGCUGUAUGGCUCAAUGGUGUGACCUCAUAUGUUACUGGGUUUCAAGAAAAGGUAUGCAGCUCUGAAAGUCCCAGUUUCAAUCCUUGUAAUCUCCAAUUGAAAGAAGCAAGUAGGAGGUGAUGGGAAAGAAACUUCUCUACUUGCGACCCCAAAGACUUGCUUCCAGCCAGAGUGGACAACACUGGACUUUCAAAGGUAAAUGAUUCAACUUGAUGUGAGACAGUUUUGUGUGUGUUCAGUCAAGGCAAGCAGUCACAUGGUACCUGCCAAAAGGGGGUUGCAACUUACACUAUCCCUUAUGUGUUAGACUCUGGAACUCAGGGAAUUGUCUGUGUGACAUCUGUGUUCUCUAGAGAAAUGUGUGAGAUCAAUGAAUUCACUAGAGGUAUUAAGUAUUUAGUAGAUUCCAGACUUCCCUUCUCCUUGGUCUGCUGUUAAUAAGAAAGUAUCCACAUCUUUCAAACUUGGGAAAUGUUUCAUUCAUGCUGAGCUGAAAGAAUGGCAAGGCUCUGAAUGUCACCGUUUGCUAUACAAUGGCUCUGUACUCAUACCAAUUGACAGACAUUGUCCCAGGCAUGGACUGAUGAUAUCCCCCACCUUGGAAACGGUUGGGUCAGUUACAACGCUAUACUCAGGGUUUCACAAUGAGGCUGCUUCUUUCAGGCUCUUCUCUGAGUAUUUCCAUGUCACUGAGACAGAGGGGGAGAAAGCUGACUUCUUGAAAAGUUAGGACACAGCUGCAAUUUAUUAAAUGUGUG